AUGGACGACAUUGUCAUCGGCGUGGACAUCGACAUUGACAUUGCCUCCAUCGACGUCAGCGUGGACUUCGGCGUGGACAUCUUCGACUGCGUGGACGUCGGCUUCCACGUUGACGCUGACUUCUGCAUGGACGUCAAUAUCGACAUCGGCAUCGGCCUGGACCUCUACAUCUGCAUCAGCAUGGACUUCGACUUCUGCAACGACAUGGUCAUCAGCGUGGACAUCCACGAUCCCAGCCUCAUUGCCAGGCUAUGGAGUCCCAACCGAGACUUAUUCUACAUAUCCCGUUGCAAGCACUUCAACAGAGCGUUCGAGAUCGGCCUAUGCUGA
This is a messenger RNA of Aplosporella prunicola CBS 121167, 330 nucleotides long. RefSeq lists its product as uncharacterized. Lineage: Eukaryota; Fungi; Ascomycota; Dothideomycetes; Botryosphaeriales; Aplosporellaceae. The transcript has a single exon. The coding region runs from base 1 to 330 and encodes 109 amino acids. The record is from RefSeq and is a predicted model, not a curated record.